GGCGGGGCGCGGCUGCCAGAUGUCGGGGCGGCGGCGGUGGGAGCUACGGAGAGCGAGGAGCCGCGCAGCCAGGCGGAGGCUGAGGGCGCCGCUGGCCGGCUCGCCCAGCCCUCUCUGCGCGGCUCCACCGGGGUUCCAAGAGGAGCCUGUAGGCUCGGUGGGGGCCCCGGCACGGACAUGCACAGCGCUCGGCUUGACAGCUUCCUCAGCCAGCUCCGCUGGGAACUGUUGUGUGGUCGGGACACAGGCUCACCCCCGAUGCCUGGUCCCCUGCAGCCAACCCCCCAAACUGGCCCAGAUGUGCAGCCCAGCCACCAGCUUAGGGCCUCAGGUGCCUUGGAAGAGGACUCAGUCUGCUGUGUGGAGGAGGAGGAAGAGGAGGAGGAAGCAGCAGUGGUGACAGAAGACAGGGGUGCAGCCUUGGGAGGCCCCAGGGAACAUGCCCUGGACUGGGACUCUGGCUUCUCGGAGGUGUCAGGCAGCACAUGGCGAGAGGAAGAACUACCUGUUCCCCAGCGCCCAGCACCCUCAGCACAGCCCCUUCGUAGGCAGCGCCUCUCAGUCAGUGGCCUCCCCAUGCCCAGCAGGGCCCCUGUAGCCAGUGUACCACCUGUCCACCGUCCACGGCCCAAGUCCACCCCAGACGCCUGCCUGGAGCACUGGCAGGGACUGGAAGCAGAGGACUGGACAGCAGCCCUACUGAAUAGGGGUCGCAGUCGCCAGCCCCUGGUACUGGGGGACAAUUGCUUUGCUGACUUGGUGCACAACUGGAUGGAGCUGCCUGAGACAGGGAGUGAAGGAGGUGACGGAAGUGGGCACCGUGCCCAUGCUCGGCCCCCUCAGUUCCUGCUUGGCCUCUCCGAGCAGCUUCGGCGCCGGCUGGCCAGGGCUCGGCGGACAGCUAUGGCAGGAAAGCGGCUGUCAUGCCCACCUCGCCCAGAACCUGAACUGCCUGCGGAUGUCUCACGCUUCGCAGCCCUCAUGAGCUGCCGUAGUCGCCAGCCCAUCAUCUGCAAUGAUGUCAGCUACCUCUGACCCUGCCCUCCAGCCUGGGACAAUAAAAGCCUUUUUUCUAGAC
Molecule: messenger RNA, 1078 nt
Organism: Rhinopithecus roxellana (golden snub-nosed monkey)
Lineage: Eukaryota; Metazoa; Chordata; Mammalia; Primates; Cercopithecidae
Gene: INKA1
Product: inka box actin regulator 1
Exons: 2
Coding region: 178-1035 (285 amino acids)
Cellular component (GO): nucleus
Molecular function (GO): protein serine/threonine kinase inhibitor activity; protein kinase binding
Source: RefSeq, a predicted model, not a curated record